AGAGAUAGGAAAACAAAUUCACGUUUUAAAAUAUUAAAAUUUCUGAUUAUUGUUUAUUCACGCAACGAAAAAAGAAAAUACACGCCAUUUUCGCAGAAAUACGGAUGUGAAGUUUUUCAAAAUUCAUUCCCUACUCUAGUUUUAUAAAAUUGUUCUACUCGAUUCUCGAAAUGGCUCCAACACGUACUUCACGACGCAGUUCAGCGAACUUUUCAUUCGACGAUGUAAAUGUUGAGGAACAGAGGCAAGCGUAUCUCCGCUACGAACAGGAAUUGAAGGAUCUCGCACUUGCUCGAAACCUUGAGAAUGAAUUGAACUGGGGGCCAAAUCCAGCCAACCCAGCGCCUCCUCAAAAUCCUCCACAACCUGAAACUGUUCAUAUCCAAGUGAAUCGAGAUAAUCCUCAAGCUCAACAACAAAAUCUGACAGGAACCAUAGCUCCAGCUGGAAGAGAAGGUACUGGAGUACAGGUGGCUGCUGUGGCCCCGGAUCCCACCAGCGCAGCGACUGGGUCACAAGGACAACCAACUCCCCAGAAUGCACAAAAUCAGCCAACAAUCAGAGCCGCAGCUGGAAGAGAAGGUUAUGGAGGCCACGUGGACGUUUUACCGGCCGUUCUUGCAAGAAACUUGCCGUCACAAGGAAUCAAUGAAAAUGCCAUAACCCUUGAUGAUGACGAAUCUGAAGUCAAAUUGUCAGACUCUUUUGAAGCUGCUCCAUCGAAUCAGCCAAGCACAUCACAAGGCACCUCAAAUCAUGCAGCUCGAGUUGGCUCACCGAUCGGCGCACGGGGAGAGUGUACCGUCUGUUUUGAGACUCCAGUUGACCCACAAGGCUGUAAUCGAUGCAUGAACGUUAUUGGAUGCAAAACAUGUGUUCAAAGGUGGCACCGUUCCUCUACCCAGCCUUCGUGUCCACUAUGUCGCCGUCGCUGGAUCGCCACACCUGACGUAUCACCCAUGGAAAUCAUCAAGUCUCGACGUCAAUCAUUUCGCCUCCGUCAGAUACGAGCAACUCGUCGUUCUCAUUCUCGUCAACCAUAUUGAUUUAAUUUUUCUCUGUCAAAAAAAAAUCAGAAUAAACACAGGAAAAGUUCAAAUUUUGUGUUCUUAUUUCAGGAUAA
This is a messenger RNA of Caenorhabditis elegans, 1123 nucleotides long. It is a transcript of the gene T23F6.3, whose product is annotated as RING-type domain-containing protein. The coding region runs from base 171 to 1046 and encodes 291 amino acids. NCBI's taxonomy places the organism in Eukaryota, Metazoa, Nematoda, Chromadorea, Rhabditida, Rhabditidae. The transcript is spliced from 3 exons. The record is from RefSeq and is marked reviewed.